ACACAAAGCUAUAUUGAAGAAACCUCCAUUGAUAGACGAUUUUAAAUUACUAAUUAUUUCAUGCAAUUCCGAUCUAAAGGCAAAGCUAGAAAAUUGUUUGGUUUUACCUGAUGUAUUAGAUGUAGUAAAAGGAGAGUGUUCAUUGACUGAUAUUAGUCUAUUGGAAGCUAUAGUUGAAGAAUUUGAAGUCGCUGAAGCUGAGAGAUACAUUGAACAAUACAAGACAACACUGGAAGGGUUUUGUCAGUCAAUGUCAAUUGAUCUUUGCUUGAAGGAGAAGUUUGAUGCUGUCAAUACAAGUCCUUCUCUUAAAUGUGAAUCAGCAACUUACGUCUUUGACUGGAGACCUGAUGAGAAGAAAUUGAAAGACAUUACCGAUAUUCUUUCCAAAACGUCUGGUAAAUUUGUGAAGAUAAAGUAUAUUGAUACUGGAUACUCCAUUGUGGUCACUUGCUCCUUCCCUCACUCUCUCACUGGAGCUCUCGUUAUAAAAUUGAGUGAGAAUCUUGAAUUAUUAAUAAAGAAUGGUCUAAUAAAGCUUACUGUUGGAUACUACACAAUAUGGAAGAAACAAAAGAUACAAGAAAUACAGGAACCACUGGAAGAGGAGGUACAGGAGAUAAAGAGACAACCUCAUGAUACAAAGAGACAGAAAGAACUUAAAGAAACUGCAAAUCAACUAACAAAGAUGCUUAGUGAAAAAGAAAAGGAACUAAAAAAAAUGAAGGAAAAAAUACAAGAACUGUCAUUAAUAAAGGAAACUAAGGAGGAUCAAUAUGAAGAGGAAUUAAAGGAAGUAAUAGAAGCAAUCAAAGAUUUAGAAGAGAAACUACAAA
Molecule: messenger RNA, 836 nt
Organism: Amphimedon queenslandica
Lineage: Eukaryota; Metazoa; Porifera; Demospongiae; Haplosclerida; Niphatidae
Exons: 5
Source: RefSeq, a predicted model, not a curated record